AUGGAAAGCAAAUCACAUAAGAAACAGAGGCGCAAGUAUAGGCCACUUGAUGUCAAGACAUGGUUCGAGGGCUUUCUGCGCCUAAUAGGAUGGAUUCUUGUCAUCGUCCUCUCCGUUGUUACUGGUGGCCUUUUCGUCUUCUACGAGAUCAAAGUCCUCAACCGUCACGACACGGACUUCCGGGACAUGUACUUCGACCAACGAAUCACAAAUGACGUUAACAAUGAAUACCACAAGAGCUUCCUUCUGGCGGAGCAAUGCUCCAAUCCCGACCCCGUCUACUUCUCCGGCCAGACAGCGCUCUUCCCGUACUCGGAACCUGUCGGGUUCCCUCCCUGGAGUGGCAUCCUGCCGGUCUGCAAGCCGGUCAUCAUGAUUGAAUGUACGGAUAUCCGUACGGCGGCAUGUAACUCGACACGGCAAGCUCUGUACGACGCUGUGGGUAUGGCGCUAAUCCCCGGUACGCCGUACAUCAACUGCCUGCGUGCCGGCCGCGUGCGGGUUGGUGCCAUGGCAGUACCCGCGGGAAGACCCAUCUCGCUGGUGGCCUACCAGGACGAAGGCAACCCGUACGACACAUUAGUAAUAAACAGCCCCUUUGAAAUUAAUGGGACUCAGAUUCAGGAAUUUGUGGACCGAGUGGCGGCUGCAGCGAACAGCAACAACACCGACUACGUGCAGCCUAGUACGCAGCUGAGCAGCGGCAUCUACCUGGCGGGGGUGCAGGUGGUGGCGUCCUUGGAUAAACUGAGGGAGGAGAACCGGGAGCUGCGCGCUGUGCCGCCCUGGACAGUGGUGUCCAACCUGUGGCCCUGGCCGGGCAUGAACAAGCGCUGUGAGAACACCGGUACCUUCGCCGCCUACUACAUCACCGGCUCCGCCAACAUCACUAUCCCCAGGUUCUCGUUGGCCCAUCCCGACGAGACGGUCAUUACGCUGACGGUGGCGGGUAGCAGUCUGCUGUUGGGCGCCUGGAGAGUGACCCCGGCUGCGGAACCCACCCUGGAGCUGGGCGCCUCUACGGAUGUGACCGUCAGCUAUUUGUCCGGUGUGCAGGUGGCCAUCGGUCAGGUCCCUCUGCUGGGCCCUUGUGGCGGUUGGCAGUUCAGUCCCGAUCCAAACGACCUCAACCUCACUUACACGGCCCACUGGACGGGCUCGCUGGCGGACCUCCAGGCUGGUACGUCCUUCCGACCCAUCGUGAACCAGGUGGUGACUGUAAAUGUGCUCGACGUGGCGGCACCCAGAUCGUUUGCACUACCCGCCUAUGGUGGAAUGUACUACAUAUUCGGUGCAUUUGGCAUGGCCUUCAUCUGGCUCGUUAGCAAUAGUCUGAUCCUGUUUAUUAUCAUCCUGGUCUGGUGGAACAUUCGAAGCAACAAGGGCUUGCCGCCAAUCAUCUACCGUUACAUGAAGAAGUACCGAGGGUGGUAA
Volvox carteri f. nagariensis is the source of this 1434-nucleotide messenger RNA. RefSeq lists its product as uncharacterized. Bases 1 to 1434 code for a protein of 477 amino acids. The transcript has 10 exons. Lineage: Eukaryota; Viridiplantae; Chlorophyta; Chlorophyceae; Chlamydomonadales; Volvocaceae. The record is from RefSeq and is a predicted model, not a curated record.